AUGAGCCCUCCCCAAAGAGGACGUGGUGGUGGUGGUGGUGGUGGCCGUGGAAGAGGUUUAGCCAAAGGCGGUGGAGGAAGUGCCGUAAGAGGCCGUGGAAGUGAAUCCGGCGGAGGAAUUAAAGGAGGAAACAAAGUGUUAGUGGCGCCACACAGGCACGCAGGAGUGUUCAUUGCCAAGAGUAAAGGAGAUGCUCUUGUCACCAAGAACUUAGUUCCUGGUGAAAUCAUUUACGAUGAGAAGAGAAUCUUUGUUCAAAACGAAGAUCGAUCUACAGUUGAAUACAGAAUUUGGAACCCUCAUAGAUCUAAGUUAGCUGCUGCUAUUAACAUUGGUGUUGAUAACAUUUGGAUCAAUCCUGGUCUUAAAGUUCUUUACCUUGGUGCUUCUUCCGGAUACACUGUAUCUCAUGUCUCUGACAUUGUUGGCCAUGAGGGAUGUGUUUACGCUGUUGAGCAUUCUCAUAUAUGUGGUAGCGAUUUGGUGAACAUGACUGAGAAGAGAACUAAUGUUAUACCAAUCAUUGAAGAUGCUAGACAUCCUGCUAAAUACAGAAUGCUUGUUGGCAUGGUUGAUAUCAUAUUAUGUGAUAUUAAUCAACCAGACCAAGCUACGAUCAUAGCUCUCAACGCAUCAUAUUUCCUCAAACCUGGAGCUCAUUUUAUGAUUACUAUAAACGCGAAUAGUAUAGACUCAAAGUUAUCAGCAGAAACAGUGUAUCAGAAGGAAGUGGAGAAGCUGCAAAUGGAAGAGUUGAGACCAACAGAGAUAUUGCCUCUUGACAAUUGUGAGGGUGACCAUGCUUGUGUUUUUGGUGGAUAUCGCUUGCCUAGGAAGCAAAAUAGCUGA
Molecule: messenger RNA, 849 nt
Organism: Camelina sativa (false flax)
Lineage: Eukaryota; Viridiplantae; Streptophyta; Magnoliopsida; Brassicales; Brassicaceae
Product: putative rRNA 2'-O-methyltransferase fibrillarin 3
Biological process (GO): rRNA methylation; box C/D sno(s)RNA 3'-end processing
Cellular component (GO): small-subunit processome; box C/D methylation guide snoRNP complex; nucleolus
Molecular function (GO): RNA binding; rRNA methyltransferase activity; histone H2AQ104 methyltransferase activity
Source: RefSeq, a predicted model, not a curated record